Messenger RNA from Suillus discolor, 664 nucleotides. RefSeq lists its product as uncharacterized. The record is from RefSeq and is a predicted model, not a curated record. Lineage: Eukaryota; Fungi; Basidiomycota; Agaricomycetes; Boletales; Suillaceae. The transcript is spliced from 5 exons. The coding region runs from base 158 to 487 and encodes 109 amino acids.
CCGAUAUCUUGACUAAGGCACUCGCUCGUCCGCUUUUCUUGAAGCACGCCACUGGACUCGGAAGUACUGGUGUCUAAGUGAGGGGGUGUGUUGGAAGAAGUAAUACCCAAGGAAGCACCGUACCGGAGGAAGCAUUGUACCCACAGGCGUACGAUUAAUGUUCCUUCUUUUCCUUACUUGCUAUUGCUUAUCAUAUAUCAUAUCUUGCACUACGACACCACAUGUCACGCUACCGGUACAAUUAUUUCCGUUAGCUUCUUCGUCCUUCUUGAGCAGUACUUAUACGCUCAUGCCUCCCAUUUACAAACAACAACGAAGACUUUUGGAGCUAGCAGGAGAUGUCAAGCACACUUCCUUCUCUAAGGUGGAUUCAACAAUGUUCACUUGGACUUACCGAUAUACCAGGGUGUCUUCCGAUGGAGACUACCCGAUUUCUGAUAAGUUUAGUGCGCGGCCGCGUCGACGGAAGCUGGAUGUCGCAUCUUGAUCAACAUACUCUUGUUGAGAGUUGUAUCAGUCAUGUCUCCGGAUACCACGACGGUGAACAUAUUUCCAGAAUUCCCUAUCCCUGGCGCGAUCUUCAACCAACUUGAAGAGUCUGUCAAACGUUCGUUCAGUGGGGUCGUCGACUUCCUGGUGACUAAACUCCCCGCUCAGUACACCG